AAAAGAAAAGACCUCCCGGGGCGUAAAACGGGCCGCGAGACAUCAACGUCAAGCACCAUUAUGUCUCGGAUCCUGGCCAAUUUCUAGCCCUGGCACCUUCGCCGGACCUUCCUGGCCCAACCCCGUUCUGAUCUGACCGACAAGCCCGAAUCUGGGCCGCGUCCACGAGGACUCGCACCCAUCUCGAACCGUUUACCCCGGAUUGCACGCCGCCCGAAGCCACUCGACAAACCUACCAGAUACCACGAUACGAUUGUGGGGUGUGGAAUAAGACUUCCGCCGCAGUAGGCAGCCAAUGCUUCCGACUCAAUUGGCCCUUUCGCCAAGCCCCGAUUCACAAUGGAGGGAGAACCCACCACGCCCAACACCCUGGCUCCGCCGAUUGUUGCGUCGCUGAGGGCUGGCCUCAUGGAGCGGUCACUCAGCGCGGACAUUCGGGAGGAGCGGGAGGACCUCCGAGAGGCAGCCGAACAGACCCUCAAUGUCAUCAUGGACCUCAACCCGGACGGGACCAUCCGAUGGGUCAGUCCCUCGUGGACCGACGUUAUCGGAACCCAGGCCGAGUCCGUAGUUGGCACAUGCAUUGCCGACCUGAUCGUGAGCGACAACACGUCCGUCUUUGCCGACAUUGUCGAGUCCAUGAAGAAGGACGACUCUCGCAGCCAGUUCAUCCGCUUCGCUGUCAAACUCCGUCCGCUGUCGAAGCUGUUUCCUCUCCAAGAAAACCUGGAGGAGCCCGAAGAAUAUGCCGGAGACACUAUCGUUGACCUUGAAGCCCAGGGAAUCAUGGUCUACGAUGGCGCAUCUGGCGGAGAAAGCCAUACAAUGUGGAUGAUUCGGCCGUGGAUAGCGCCGAGAGAGAUCAAAAUCGACCUGCCUCCUGUCAUCGUGGACUCGCUCGGCUCUGGUGCUGAGGUGCUUGCAAGCUACCUUACCCAGCUCGCCGAGUCUGGAGUGGAGGACCCAGCGAAUCAACCACCUCCGCUCCCGCUCCUCUGCCGGAUAUGCGAACGCCAUAUCUCUCCGUGGUGGUUCGAGAAGCACACCGAUCUCUGCCUGCAAGAUCACCGUGCCGAGAUGGACGUGCAAAUGGCGCAGGAGGUCCUGACCGACCACCGGCACGCGAUUGUCAAGGUUCUCGAUGCGUUGGAGGUACGGCGAAGCCGGUCUUUGACUGGAGACCCCAUGUCACUACCCGUCGCCGAGUACAAGGGGAUGCCAAUCGGCCCGCCCUCGUCCUCGGCCUCUUCCCCAGGAACGGCAUCCCCUGCGCCCAGUGCCUCGUCCGGGUCGUCUACAGGUCGAUCGCGGGAGAGCUCGUCCGGCUUCGGCCAUGCCAGAGGCCGCUCGUUCGCGAUACGUCGGCCGCAGGUCAGAAUCGUCGAGCUCCUGCUCGAUCUUUGCGACACCUCCAUUGAGAUCAGCCCCCCAGCCGUCAAAGAAUCGUCGCAGAACCCUGGCGAGUUCCGCACACAGUCUCCCCAGUCCGAAGGCCGGAUCGCACAGGUCAUGCAGUGGGAAACGCCAGGCACAAACACUCUUGAGCAGGAGCACGGCCUUGCUCUGCUCUGCGCCGACACCGAGAAGGUCGCCAAGGCCAAAGUCGAAGCCGUCAUGCGCCACCGGAAGAUUCUUGAAUACGCAGAACGGAUUCGCGUCGAGUUCGCUAUCAUGGUCCAGGACUGCAUCGACGAGGCCGUGCGAAAAGCGGCCAGGAUUGCCGCCGGUCGCCUGAGUGACUCGACUGAGGAUGAAGAGGACAAGCCCACACCGGCCAACGAGGAGGCAUUCUUUGCUGGCUCCUUCGACGCCCCGUCUAGCCUGGCCAUGGCACUGAAGAACGCGAACAUUGAGGAAGAUCCGGACAAGCGACGACUAUCGGGGCCACUAUCGGGGCCUCUUGGAUCCACUCGGUCAAGCAGUCCCAAGGAAUGCCCCACGCCUCGCUCUCAUCGUGGCGCGCUCAGCGCAUUGACGGGUCAAAGCAGGGACUCGAGGCGUGGCUCCAUGCUGUUCGAGAGCGACGCAGGAGAUAGUGACGGCAGCAUGAGGUCGUCUUCUGUUGCCUCCCGGCAGCCUCCUCGCACCGAGUCACCCAUCUCGGAAUUUGGCGAUCUUCGGAGACAGGCCAGCUCGCGUCAACAUCACCGGCGCAGCCUGAUAUUGCCGGGAACCUCGUCCCCUCGUCGUCAAGAAUCCCCCUCUCGGAUGGGCCAGCAGCCUUCGUCUCCGCUUCGGAUUCACAAACCACGCAAUCUUCCGUUCCCAUCUGAUGGCCUUAUGUCUCCCGAGGCUUCCCCAAUGCUAUCGACGAGCGAGUUCAGCUCCCCGGCACUUCCUCAUCACCGCCACCACAGACGGCAGUCCUCGGCUGCUAUCUCGGCAUCGACGGGAGAGUUUGGAGCCAGGCCGCCACCAUCUCCCCGCCUCAGCGCCGUCGUUAGUGCCCCGCAGGCCCGGGCUGUCCCUCCCUCCAUCAAGGAUUUCGAGAUCAUCAAGCCCAUCAGCAAGGGCGCCUUCGGAAGCGUGUACCUCUCUAAGAAGAAGUCGACGGGCGAAUACUUCGCCAUCAAGGUCUUGAAAAAAGCAGACAUGGUUGCCAAGAACCAAGUCACCAACGUCAAGGCGGAGCGAGCCAUCAUGAUGUGGCAAGGAGAGAGUGACUUCGUUGCCAAGCUCUACUGGACCUUCUCGAGCAAGGAUUACCUUUACCUAGUGAUGGAGUAUCUCAAUGGAGGCGACUGUGCUUCGCUCAUCAAGGUUCUCGGCGGGCUGCCUGAGGACUGGGUCAAGAAGUACCUUGGCGAGGUCAUCCUCGGCGUGGAGCAUCUCCACAGUCGAGGAAUUGUGCACCGAGACUUGAAGCCAGACAACCUUCUCAUAGACCAGAAGGGCCAUCUGAAAUUGACCGACUUCGGCCUCUCUCGUAUGGGUCUAAUCGGUCGCCAGAAGCGAGCUCUGCACAGUGGCACCGACGCCGCGCCCGAUCUGCUCAAGCAAGGUCCGUUUGCGCGGUCCUCGUCGCUUACCUCGUCCCGCUCGACCUCGCUGGAUCUGCACGCUGGUCGCAGCCACUCGCCGAUAUCGACACCUCAGAUGACCCCGAGCGACUUGGGGACUAGCCUUGGACCUCCCUCGUACUUCAACCUCGGCGGCCCCCCCCAAGAAUCCCGUCGAGUGUCCGGCCAUCGAAGCGACAGUGGCGGCAGUGAGGCUCUGGCUCACAUGCUAGGCCACUUUUCGCUGAGCGAUACUCCGUCCAACAUGGUAUCAUACGGAGUUCAAUCGCCGAUAGGGGAGCACAGUGAAGGGGAAUGUGGCCAUUCGCCCGACUUCAUGUCGCUUCACCAUGUCGGCUCGCAUAAUAGCGCCGAGAGCGGGAAAGGAACUCCCCCACAGACGAGUAUGCCACCGCCGAACUGGGCUCUCUUCGACCCGGAGGACACCAAUCGGCGAUUUGUUGGAACUCCGGAUUACCUCGCGCCCGAGACGAUCAAGGGCGAGCCCCAGGACGAGACCAGCGAUUGGUGGUCUGUGGGGUGUAUCAUGUACGAGUUCAUCUAUGGCAUGCCUCCCUUCCAUGCAAGCGAAGCCGAACAGGUCUUCGAGAACAUCUUGGCCCGCAGAAUCCAUUGGCCGGAUGAGAGCGAGGACGAGGUUUCUCCCGAGGCGAAAGAUAUCAUCAACAGGCUUCUAUGCACCGAUCCGCAGCAGAGACUCGGCGCCAAUCGCGACGAGAAGUUCCAGUCCGGCGGCGAGGAGAUCCGCAACCAUCCGUGGUUCCAGGGAAUGAACUGGGAGAGUCUGCUUCAGGACGAGGCGCAGUUCGUCCCGCAGCCCGAGAACCCGGAAGACACGGAAUAUUUCGAUGCCAGAGGAGCGACGCUGCAGUCUUUUGCCGAGGAGAUGGAAGACCAGACGUCGCCACCAUCCGCGCCAGCUCCGGACUAUCCCGAUCGGCCACACGAUGCUCUUUCCCGUGUCCGGUCGCAGGUGAACUCGAUGAAGCGGGGCCUGAUGCCGCUUCACAUUCCCCCACACGUGCGAGACUUGAAGACCAGACGCCUGAGCGAGCCGGUUGCCACGGAUGAUUUUGGCAAUUUCGCCUUCAAGAACCUGCCCGUCCUCGAGAAGGCAAACAAGGAUGUCAUCCAGAAACUGCGUGCCGAGGCACUGGCGGCACAGAGUAAACAACAGGCAUCAACCAUCAGCCCGGGCGGCAUGAACAGCCUCACGUCUCCGGGGCCAACGCUUGAGGGCAGUCCCGUCCUCUCCAUGCCUGUGCAGAGGACGCUCUCAAAUGCGAAGGCGUCGCAACGGCCGCAGUCCCCGUCUGGGACUGGCCACACCAACUCGUCGCCUAGCAGGAUCUCCCAGCCGUCCUCCCCUUUACUUGUCUCGUUUGUUGCCGGGCAGGGCACAGAGGGCCGUCGGAAGGCUUCGAGUAAUUCAUCGAGUCUCUCGCAUACGUCCGCACAGUCACUGCAGCCAGGUGGAUUCUUCGAGGUUCCACGGGUUCCGCCAAGCCUGCAGAAAGCAGCGACCACUGUGGCUGCCUCCUCGCCGGUCAAGGCCCGGGGCGCGCCGCCUCCACUGGCCCUUUCGCCGCAGAAGUUUGUUUCUACGCCUCGGCAAUCCAGCAUCUCCGCAGGCAGCCGGUCACGGUCUUUGACCGCCGGCUCCCAGGAAGGAAGUCCCGUCACUUCCGACAUACUGGCCGCGCAUCAUCGGAAUCGUCGCAGCCAGGUCUUCGACAUGUCGCCGUCCUCAUCCGAUAACGAAGGCGAGAAAGCGAACGCGCUGCUCCGCGUGCAGCGUCGCCGCCAGAGCUCCAGGCGCAUGUCUCAGGUUGCGCUCGACGGGCCAAUGUUCCGUACCCUCGACGUUCUGAUCUGUGAGGACCACCCUGUCUCGCGCAUGGUGAUGGAAAAACUUCUCGAGAAGCUACACUGCCGCACCAUCUCCGCGUCGACGGGAUCCGAGGCUGUGCGAUACUCGAUGAGUGACAUCAAGUUCGACAUCAUCUUCAUGGAGUUCAGGCUGCCGCACCUCAGCGGGGCCGACGUUGCACGGAUGAUCCGUGACACCAAGAACGCCAACUCGAACACGCCUCUCGUCGCCAUCACGGCCUACCUCAAAGAGCUGCAGGCGCCGCACUAUUUCGACUCCCUCGUCGAGAAGCCCAUAAGCUCCUCGAAAUUGACCGAAGUCCUAGGCAACCUUUGCCAGUGGAAGCCGGCUUCCCCGAGCCAGACCAAUUCGCUGUCGUUGUCGCUUCCCCACCCCGUACCUUCUGGUCUGAGGCAGGAGAGCCUCCGUCUGGAAGAUAGCCCCACCUCUGGCUCGUCUGGCUGCGCGCAUCGAUCCAGCGGCAGCUUCCGCGAGGGUUCCAUUGGCUCCAGUCUGUUCGGGGACUCGGAAUCGGUCUCCACCGAUGACAUUUCCGUCGUCAUCAGUCGAAAGGUCACGGGGGAUUGGGAUGAGGGCGGCCUCGGUAUUAGCGGCCCCGACGAGAUUCUACUCAACACCAGCGAAGCCUUGAAAUUACCACUCCCCAUACAGCUGGUCACGCAGCACUCGGCACCUGGGCAGAUGGAGCGUUCACCGGCGAACACCAAGACGCCUGUCCCGCGGCGCUCCAUGGAGAAACUCAAGGCCAAGCGGGAGUCGAUUGAGAAGAGACGGCUCGAAGGCAGCGUCGACUCUGCCGAUGACGAGGACGAGGAACUUGGCCUUGGAGCUACCAUGAGCCACAGCAGCAGCGGCAGUGGCAGCGGCAGCGGCAGCGGCAGUGGCAGUGGCAGUGGCAGCGGGAGUGCCAGUGCCAGCGGGAGUGUCAGCGGGAGUAACGGCGGGUCAGCCAGCAGGCAGCAUUACCGAAGCAAAUCGAUUCUGCCUUCAUCGAAGCUCGGCAUCGAGAUGAUGCGGGCGAACAGUCAUGACAGUGUCAACAUGAACAGCUCCGAGAGCACUAGCACCAUAGAACCGACAUCACAGGUGGUUACGCCCAAUCGAGAGUUAGCGGGAGCCUUCCAUAACCCCAUCACGACCCCUGAGCCGCUCUCGCCAAUGAUGGACGAAGACGGUGACACUACCGUCAUCCACGUCCAGACUCCACCGGAGCAGGGGACUUCCGAAGGAGUAUUCAUGACAUUGGCGGACGCAGAGGAAACACCUCGUCCCACGCCGGCGUCAGAACGGGACAUGGCCGACGAUGGGGAACCAACCCCUCGGCCCCCGACCAGGAUAUCGGAAGCCAAGGACUUCCCGUUGAUGGGCGGGUUCUAAGGGCCCUUAAGAUUGGAACACCGAUUUCCCUGCACCACAUACAUGACAGCUCCAAUCGAGCUACCUAGUCAUUUCACCACCAAAACAUUGGGGCUCACUUGUUAAUUUUCUGUUGAUGUCUUUUUUUCCUCAACUUUUAUUUUCUCUUUCUACCUCUUUCCAAUUUUGUCAUUUCCUGACUUCAGCGA
Phialemonium atrogriseum is the source of this 6476-nucleotide messenger RNA. RefSeq lists its product as uncharacterized. The coding region runs from base 340 to 6288 and encodes 1982 amino acids. The transcript is spliced from 2 exons. Lineage: Eukaryota; Fungi; Ascomycota; Sordariomycetes; Cephalothecales; Cephalothecaceae. Gene Ontology annotation, molecular function: ATP binding; protein serine/threonine kinase activity. Gene Ontology annotation, biological process: phosphorelay signal transduction system; peptidyl-serine phosphorylation. The record is from RefSeq and is a predicted model, not a curated record. Gene Ontology annotation, cellular component: nucleus; cytoplasm.